This is a messenger RNA of Trypanosoma cruzi, 744 nucleotides long. RefSeq lists its product as uncharacterized. The transcript has a single exon. NCBI's taxonomy places the organism in Eukaryota, Euglenozoa, Kinetoplastea, Trypanosomatida, Trypanosomatidae. The coding region runs from base 1 to 744 and encodes 247 amino acids. The record is from RefSeq and is a predicted model, not a curated record.
AUGGCUACAGAGGACGCCAUCAAUAAUAACAUACCUGUCGCGGCGGGUCUUCUUGCCACACGAAAGACGAAUUCGUCGUCGUCUUCACCGCCUACGACACCGGGGCCCGCUCAAGAGGACGCCUUGGCAUGGCUGCAUGACAUUGUUACCCCAGCAACAAUUGCGACGGAUGGAGCUGAUGGCAAAUUGGAUCAAGUGACGGUGAGAACAACGUUUUCUGGCAACCCGUCUUCAGGAGCCGUGGGCAGCGGGGCCUUUGUCUCACUGAACAAUGAGGAGGACGUCGAUGUUGACAGCAAAGAGGAAGAAGAGGAGGACGAGGACGAGGACGAGGAGGGUGAAGGCGAAGAGGACGAGGAGGACGAGGAUGAAGAGGCAAAUCAUUUAGGACGACAGACGGUGCAGCCAAAGGGAAAUAAAAAGUCCUCCAAUCAUGGCGGCAGCACUCGGCAACGAUCGCGUUCGCAGCGGUCUAAAUCUCAAAAACUGAAGGCGAAAAAACUGAAGAACUCGCCGCCCUCGUUGUCUGUGGCGCGGAAGAAGUCCGGUGGCAACGCCAGCAACGCAGCGGCGGCGGCGGCAGCAGCAGCAACGGCAGCAGCAGCCGAAUCUGCCGCUGCUGCGCAGGCAAGACGAAAGGGGGGAAAGUUGAAGAAGCGCAGUAGUAAGACUGCACCCUCCUCUCCCUCUCGCUCCGCCGCUGCCGCAGGUGGUGAAAAGAAGCGGAAGAAGAAGAAGAGGUAA